CGCAGGAGGCCAUGGCUGCCGCUGCCGCCGGCUGCUGAGGGGCUCGGCCCGCGAGCGCCUGCCGCCGCGGACGAUGGUGACCGCACGGGUCGGGUCGCUGCCGCCGCCGCUGCCUCCGCCUCCACCUCCCAAGACGAAGCAACCAAGGACUGGCGCAGAAGAGCCGCCGCUGUGAGCCGCGCCGCCCCGGCCCCCGCCGCCGCCGCCGCCCGAGGAGAACGGGAGGGCGGGCGAGAGAGCCGGGGAGUUGCGGAGUCCGCUGACCCGUAGCGCCGCCUCGCAGGGAGGGAGGCCGCAGCCCGAGGUCUACUUUACAGGGGAAAAAAACCCAAACAAACAAAGAUGGCUGCAAAGGAGAAAUUGGAGGCAAUGUUAAAUGUGGCCCUGAGGGUGCCAAGCAUCAUGCUGUUGGAUGUCCUAUACAGAUGGGAUGUAAGCUCCUUUUUCCAGCAGAUCCAAAGAAGUAGUCUCAGUAACAACCCUCUUUUUCAGUAUAAGUAUUUGGCUCUUAAUAUGCAUUAUGUAGGUUAUAUCUUAAGUGUUGUGCUACUUACUUUGCCCAGGCAGCAUCUGGUUCAGCUUUAUCUAUAUUUUUUGACUGCCCUGCUCCUCUACGCCGGACAUCAAAUCUCAAGGGACUAUGUUAGGAGUGAACUGGAGUUCGCCUAUGAAGGACCAAUGUAUUUAGAACCUCUCUCCAUGAAUCGGUUUACCACAGCCUUAAUAGGUCAGUUGGUGGUGUGUACUUUAUGCUCCUGUGUCAUGAAAACGAAGCAAAUUUGGCUCUUUUCAGCCCACAUGCUUCCUCUGCUAGCACGACUCUGCCUUGUUCCUCUGGAGACUAUUGUUAUCAUCAACAAAUUUGCUAUGAUUUUUACUGGAUUGGAAGUUCUCUAUUUUCUUGGGUCUAAUCUAUUAGUACCAUAUAACCUUGCUAAGUCUGCAUACAGAGAAUUGGUUCAGGUAGUGGAGGUAUAUGGUCUUCUAGCCUUGGGAAUGUCUCUGUGGAAUCAAUUGGUAGUCCCUGUUCUUUUCAUGGUUUUCUGGCUCGUCUUAUUUGCUCUUCAGAUUUACUCGUAUUUCAGUACUCGAGAUCAGCCUGCAUCACGGGAAAGGCUUCUUUUCCUUUUUCUGACAAGUAUUGCUGAAUGCUGUAGCACUCCUUAUUCUCUUUUGGGUUUGGUCUUCACAGUUUCUUUUGUUGCUUUGGGUGUUUUGACACUCUGCAAGUUUUACUUGCAGGGUUAUCGAGCUUUCAUGAAUGAUCCUGCCAUGAAUCGGGGCAUGACAGAAGGAGUAACGCUGUUAAUCCUGGCAGUGCAGACUGGGCUGAUAGAACUACAGGUUGUGCACCGGGCAUUCCUGCUCAGUAUUAUCCUUUUCAUUGUCGUGGCAUCUAUCCUGCAGUCUAUGCUGGAGAUUGCAGAUCCUAUUGUUUUGGCACUGGGAGCAUCCAGAGAUAAGAGUUUAUGGAAGCACUUCCGUGCUGUAAGCCUUUGUUUAUUUUUACUGGUAUUUCCUGCUUAUAUGGCUUAUAUGAUUUGCCAGUUUUUCCACAUGGAUUUUUGGCUUCUUAUCAUUAUUUCCAGCAGCAUUCUUACCUCUCUUCAGGUUCUGGGAACACUUUUUAUUUAUGUUUUAUUUAUGGUUGAGGAAUUCAGAAAAGAGCCAGUAGAAAACAUGGAUGAUGUCAUCUACUAUGUGAACGGCACUUACCGCCUACUGGAGUUUCUCGUGGCCCUCUGUGUGGUGGCCUAUGGUGUCUCAGAGACUAUCUUUGGAGAGUGGACAGUGAUGGGCUCAAUGAUAAUCUUCAUCCAUUCCUACUAUAAUGUGUGGCUUCGGGCCCAGCUGGGGUGGAAGAGCUUUCUUCUCCGCAGGGAUGCUGUGAAUAAGAUUAAAUCAUUACCUGUUGCUACUAAAGAGCAGCUUGAGAAACACAAUGAUAUUUGUGCCAUCUGUUAUCAGGACAUGAAAUCUGCUGUGAUCACACCUUGCAGUCAUUUCUUCCAUGCAGGCUGUCUAAAGAAAUGGCUAUAUGUCCAGGAGACCUGCCCUCUGUGCCACUGCCACCUCAAAAACUCCUCCCAGCUUCCAGGAUUUGGAACUGAACCAGUUCCACAGCCUCAUGCUGGAGCUGAGCAAAAUGUCAUGCUUCAAGAAGGUACUGAACCCCCAGGCCAAGAGCAUCCUCCAGGAACCAGGAUACAGGAAGGUUCUAGGGACAAUAAUGAGCACAUUGCCAGAAGAUUGGAUAGCCAGGAAGGGGCUUGUGACCCCAAAGAAUAUCCUCAUAGUGCAAAAGAUGAAGCAUGUCCUGUUGAGUCAGCCUAAAGGAAAAGAAGUAGGAAAGUUGCUUCUGUACUCUGGAAGAGAAGUUAAGAUGAAAUUCAUGCUCCACUUUCAGGAAUGUAUGUAUGAGAUGAUCAGGCAGAAAACUGACAUUCCAAGGAUCUAAUCCAGAAAUACUCUCAGUGGAUAUCACCUGCUUUCAUCCCCUAACAUGGUGGGAGAAAUUUUGCAAUGUAUGCUAAUCAAAAUGUAUUUAUAUAUUCUAUGCUGAUGUUCUGUAGAGGUUUGCCAAAAAAAUACAACCUCAGCAACUCCAGAAACUGCCCCUGAUGUGUAAGGGAUAAAUAAAAUCAGAUUUGAGUGUUGAAAGAGGCUAAGGAAGACCAUGAGGACAGCAUGGGAAGAAGCAGACAGAAGUAGAACUGACCUUUCACUUUUCAUGGGACAGAUCAUUCUCAUCAUCAAGUAUGAGUAGUGACCAGCCCUUUUCUCCACCCCUUUCUCCCUUAAUUAAUUGGAACUCAGGCAGGUGAUUAAUAAGUCUUGUACAGCACGGAAAUGAAAUCAAAGAUGUAAAAGCAUUGAUUGUAUUCAAAGAUUAAAGCACGCUCAUACUUCGUAUGUGCUUUAGGGAAGGGGGGGGUGGGCACUUAGGCCUUGAGGGUGCAUUCAUGUAAUCUGAGACUCUCGAACUUUAUGACAGAGUCUUCAAUAUUUUGAUGUAUAUGAAACUUUUGUUAAUAUAUUGUAUACUUCGUUGGCUGUGUGAAGUAAACUAAAACUCUAAUGAACACUUUGGAGUCCACUUUAGUGAAGGAGGCCAAAGUGGGAAGGGCUUUAGGGCACUGAUAGAGGCCCUGGGUGUACUUUUCAAUCCUGUGUAAUGUUUAAUUCUUGCGACUGGAUCAAAACAGUGUUAAAUUAUGGCAUUAUUUGCACUUUGGGAAUGAGUACAUAACUGUAUGAUCACAUUCUGCAAAUGCCACUUUUAAAGCUGUUAAUAGACUUUGCACCUUUGACAAGGAUGUGUCAUAUUUAAAUUUUUACAUUCAUCAUGGCUACAGGUAGAACCAGGGAGGGGGGAAUGUAAUUUUUUAUGGGAUUUUUGAUAUGAAAAGAAACUAGUCAUUUAUUUAUACAAUAGGCUUGGCUCAAAAAGUGUUUUUCCUAAUGUGGGAUGUGACUUUAUUUUAUUUUUAGUAGUAAAUUUGGAUGUAGACUGACAGACAUAGCUGAAUGUCUUAAUAAAUUUAAAUUUGAAGAUAA
This is a messenger RNA of Nycticebus coucang (slow loris), 3558 nucleotides long. RefSeq names its product ring finger protein 145 (gene RNF145). The transcript has 11 exons. Gene Ontology annotation, cellular component: endoplasmic reticulum; endomembrane system. Gene Ontology annotation, molecular function: zinc ion binding; ubiquitin protein ligase activity. The record is from RefSeq and is a predicted model, not a curated record. Bases 343 to 2334 code for a protein of 663 amino acids. NCBI's taxonomy places the organism in Eukaryota, Metazoa, Chordata, Mammalia, Primates, Lorisidae.